ACGCACGCUCGCCCCAGCACUCGCCAUGUCUGAGUCUGACCUCUCCAGCAAAUACGUCCUUCAGACCGCCGGGUUCGACGCCCGUUUCCCCAACACCAACCAGACCCGUCACUGCUUCCAGAACUACACGGACUACUUCAAGUGCAUCGCCGCCAAGGGCGAGGACUACGCGCCUUGCAAGCAGUUCAAGCGCGCCUACAACUCACUGUGCCCCAACGAAUGGAUCAACAAGUGGGAUGAGCAGCGCGAGAACGGUACCUUCCCCGCUUCCCUCGAGCCCUGAGAGCUGGUCCGAAAGCUAGAUCUACGGAACAUCGUGUCUGCUACGAGGGACCAGAGAGCCCGUAAUCGUAAUCCUGUCCUCGUCAUUCGCAUGUAUGCCAAGUCAUGGUGUCCCGCACGCCUCGUCCAAUGAUGUGCACCGCAUAUCACCAUAUUAUAUGCAUCAA
This is a messenger RNA of Trametes versicolor FP-101664 SS1, 449 nucleotides long. RefSeq names its product cytochrome c oxidase subunit VIb. The transcript is spliced from 6 exons. NCBI's taxonomy places the organism in Eukaryota, Fungi, Basidiomycota, Agaricomycetes, Polyporales, Polyporaceae. The record is from RefSeq and is a predicted model, not a curated record. Gene Ontology annotation, cellular component: mitochondrion; respiratory chain complex IV. Bases 26 to 283 code for a protein of 85 amino acids.